Nicotiana attenuata is the source of this 2195-nucleotide messenger RNA. RefSeq names its product tRNA dimethylallyltransferase 2. The coding region runs from base 549 to 2060 and encodes 503 amino acids. Gene Ontology annotation, cellular component: mitochondrion. Gene Ontology annotation, molecular function: tRNA dimethylallyltransferase activity. Gene Ontology annotation, biological process: tRNA modification. The transcript has 11 exons. Lineage: Eukaryota; Viridiplantae; Streptophyta; Magnoliopsida; Solanales; Solanaceae. The record is from RefSeq and is a predicted model, not a curated record.
CCAGUAAAAUCUCGACCCAAAACUUUAGAUCUUUGACCUUUUGUCAUAUUUCUCCGGAUCUGUGUAUAAAUAUGUGUGUAGGUAUAGAGAAAGGGGAAGAGAAAGUGCGAGGUGACAAAUAUGAAGAUUCUCCAUCGUUUUCGGCGAGUUCGCUGGUGGAAAUUUCGGCCAUGCUUAUAACAGUGAGAAGGAAAAGAGGAGAUAGCGAUAUUAGAGAAGCAAUGGGGGUGGACUUUGGGUCGGACAAUGGUUUUUUUGAAGUGAAUCGGGUCAAAAGAAAUGAGAUUAGUCGAUUUAAUAUGUGCCCAGAUGUAAAAAAGACACGGAUGAGUGCCACGUGUCCCCUCCGUCCAAUUAAGGAUACAUUUGUUAUGAUAGUAAGCGGCAGGGAGUUUUAUGAUCCAAUAGUAUACCGGGGGACAACUUUAAAUGAAUUUUGAGAAAUUUUUUCACUUUUUUUGGAAUUUUACAAUUCUUAUGUCCAAACGCCCACUAAAUCUGCAACCAGAAAACAUUUAGAUGCUAAACUAUUAAUUAACUAAAAGAAAAUGAGCCAAAGUGUAAGCUUCUAUUAUUAUACUUUUCCUCCUCCAGGUUCUUGUCAGCAAAACAGCAACCAAAAGAGUAGCGCAGCAAUGGAAGUUGGUGAAGAGCAUGAAGACAAAAUGCAAAACCCUAACAAUGGAGCAAAAGUAGCUGAAAUAAACCUCAAUCACACUUCAAAUUCAAAGCCAAAAGUUGUAGUAAUAAUGGGAGCAACAGGUUCUGGCAAAUCAAAACUUGCUAUUGACUUGGCUUCAUACUUCCCUAUUGAAAUCAUCAACGCUGAUUCUAUGCAGGUUUACAGUGGAUUGGAUGUUCUGACCAACAAGGUGACUUCCCAAGAGCAAAAAGGAGUUCCUCAUCAUCUUCUUGGUACUAUCAACCCUAGUGUUGAAUUUACUGCAAAGGAUUUUCGUGACUCAGUUUUCCCUAUCAUAAGUGAUAUAUGGUCCCGCAAUAGGUUGCCAGUUAUAGUUGGAGGAACAAAUUAUUAUAUUCAGGCUCUUGUGAGUCCAUUCCUUCUUGAUGAUUCUGUUGAAGACCCAGAAUCAAAUUGCUUAAGCGACUCUCAAGAAGAUGAACAGCCUGAUCUUGAAGUUGAAUUUAUGGGCGAGGAUUAUGAUUGUGCUUACAACCAUCUUAAAGAUAUUGAUCCAGUUGCAGCUAACAGAAUUCAUCCAAAUAAUGAUAGAAAGAUCAACCAAUACCUGAAUUUGUACGAACGAUUUGGUGUUAUUCCAAGCAAACUUCUUCAGGAGAGGACUGUAGAGAACUGGGGCCAAGUUGAUAAUUCGAGAUAUGAUUUCUGCUUCUUAUGCGUGAAUGCAUCCCUUUCCACUAUGGAUCCAUUUGUCAAUAAAAGAGUUGAUCACAUGGUUGAUGCUGGUCUACUUAAGGAAGUUUUUGACAUCUAUACACUGGAUGCAGACUAUACAAAAGGCUUGAGGCAGGCCAUCGGUGUUAGGGAAUUUGAGCCAUUUCUUAGGCUUUACAUACUGGAACAUCAAAAACCUUGUGAUGAGUCUUAUGUUCAGACACUAAAAGAUCAGACAUUGGAACUGAAUAUACAGCAUAUCAUGGAUUCCUCCGACAAUAAUGAACAGAAAGCUAUUUUAACUGAAGCAAUUGAAAAUGUCAAAUUGAACACACGAAGACUAGUCCGACGUCAAAGGAGAAGGCUUAAUCGGCUGCAGAUGCUGUUUGGUUGGAACAUACAUUAUGUUGAUGCCACAAAGUCCAUUAUAAGUGGCUCUGAUGAUUUAUGGGCAGUAGAAGUGGUCAAACCCUCUGCCGGCAUAAUCAAAUCCUUUCUCACUGGGGAAUCCAGUACAGAGAAUGGCAGUAAUGCUUCUGAAGAACUGAAGUUGAUGCAAAAGGAUCUCUGGACUCAGUAUGUAUGUGAGCCAUGCGGGAAUAAGGUCCUGAGAGGCGAGCAUGAAUGGGAACAACAUAGACAGGGCCGUCACCAUCGAAAACGAGUUUCUCGCCUUAAAAAGACUGGAAGCUUGUGCUCGUGAAGCUAUAUGGAUUCCUCCCCUGCUUCUAGCUCAGUUAUUUAUACUAUUUAACUGCCAUGUUAAGUAUCUUCAUAAUAUUAUUUGUAUCACAUGUUUUAGCUGUCAAAAACGGUUGCAGUCAUUCUGCUUACAGUC